This is a messenger RNA of Glycine soja, 2060 nucleotides long. RefSeq lists its product as uncharacterized. Gene Ontology annotation, molecular function: acetylglucosaminyltransferase activity. NCBI's taxonomy places the organism in Eukaryota, Viridiplantae, Streptophyta, Magnoliopsida, Fabales, Fabaceae. The transcript has 3 exons. Bases 214 to 1656 code for a protein of 480 amino acids. The record is from RefSeq and is a predicted model, not a curated record.
AAAUAAUCUAGUUUUCUUACGCCGAGGAUCGCGGCAGAACUUUGCUGAGUUAUACUUAUAAUACCUCAAAACACGUCUUUAACCGUUCUCACAUUUCUCACACACAGCAGAUGAAGCCCAUUUUUCAAGUAUCAACAACCAAUAAGGCAAAUAAUUAAUCCUCUUCAUCAGAAGAACAGAAGAAUACUAGAUCCAUUAUUUUCUUGUUAAAAAAUGCAGCUUUUUCACAAACCCAGCAAGGGUCAGUCUCUGAUUAAUUCCAUAUUGGUCUCUUCAUCGUUCUGUGCCCUUUAUCUCAUUGUGUCAGUGCUUCUUUUGGGGCCUUCAAAGCUAGUUCAUGUGAAUAGGUCAUCAUCACAAGAUGUGUCCACAACACCAACCACCCUUGAUCACCUUGUGUUUGGAAUUGCUUCAAGCAAGAUUUCUUGGUUCAAGAGGAAGGACUACGUGAAGCUGUGGUGGAACAACAACAACAACAACAACAACAACAAAACAAUGAAAGGGUGUGUGUUUUUGGAUAGUCUCUCGGAUGAAGACAAUGGUAGGAAUGAGAAUGACACUUCUCUUCCUCCUCUCUGUGUCUCUCAGGACACUUCAAGGUUUCGUUUCACUCACAAGGGUGGUCUGCGAUCGGCGAUUCGCGUGGCGCGUGUUGUUGGGGAGACAGUGGCAAUGUACAAUGAUUCGGAGGUGAGGUGGUAUGUUUUUGGAGAUGAUGACACGGUUUUCUUCCCGGAGAAUGUGGUGAAGAUGCUUUCCAAGUAUGAUCAUGAGCUUUGGUACUACAUUGGUGCACACUCUGAGGUUUAUGAGCAGAAUAGGGUGUUUGGUUUUGGAAUGGCUUUUGGAGGUGCAGGUUUUGCUAUCAGCUCCUCUCUGGCUAAGGUCUUGGCCAAGGUUUUUGAUUCUUGUAUUGAAAGGUACCCUCAUCUCUAUGGAAGUGAUGGCAGGGUGUACUCUUGCUUGGCAGAACUUGGGGUAGGAUUAACACAUGAACCCGGUUUUCACCAGGUAGAUUUAAAGGGAAACACCUUUGGCAUAUUGGCGGCACAUCCUUUAACUCCUCUGUUGUCCCUGCAUCAUCCUGAUUACACUGAUCCAAUCUUUCCAAACAUGACAACUAAACAAGCUCUGAAGCAUUUGUUUGAAGCUGCAAAUGUGGAUUCCCAGAGGAUGCUGCAACAAGCAAUAUGCUAUGACAGAUGGUUUUCAUGGACAGUUUCAGUGUCAUGGGGCUAUGCUGUUCAGGUUUUCCCAAACCAUAUGCUUUUGCCGGAUGUUCUGAAGGUGCAAGAGACAUUCAAGCAGUGGAGGAAGGGAAACAUGUUGGCAAAAUCAUACACUUUCAACACAAGAGAACUUCACCCUGACCCUUGUAAAAGAUCCACUGUUUUCUUUCUAGACAAUGUGUCUUCUGGCAAGGAUGGCAUCAUAAGCAGUUACAAGAAAUCCUUUCAGAAUUGCUCGAUCGAUGAUGACGUAUCGCCGAAGAAACUGGAAGUGAUCAAAGUGGUCACAAAUAAGCUAGACCUUGACAUCAAACAGUUGCGUGCUCCAAGAAGGCACUGUUGUGAUGUGUUGCCCUCUACUGCACGGGACCAAAUGGAAAUUGCAAUCAGAGAAUGCAAAGAUGAAGAAUUGGUUUACAUGCACUGACAGAAGGGUUGCCUUUGACCAAAUGUUGGUUCUUUUAUUCUUAAUAUAAUGUACCAAGGAUCAUGUAAUUGAUGCUUGAAGAGAAUACAGAUAGGUUAAUUAGUAGCUUUUACCCCCGACUUAUUGUAUCUAUUGAGUGUAAAAAGUGCGAAAGUAAAUCAAUUAGUUUGUGAUUAAGUAUUUUUCUGCAUCCCCAUUAACUAAUUGAGGGACAUAGUUUAUGAUUAAGUAUUUUACUUCCGACUCAUGUAGGUUUUGGAAAAACUCGAACUUUAAUCUUUCGUCGGUGUAUGUGCAGAUACAACCAAUGAGAUAGUAUUUGCACUAAGAGUAUUUACAAAGGUAUCAAGGAAUGUAUCACAAUUAUUGAGAAUAAAUGAACUCAAUGAAUUCCAACUUGGACA